AUGGUCCUUCGUGCUAUAAAAGGAAGGAAUAUUUGUCAAAAUGUUCAUUUGGCCACAAUGCUCGCGUUUCUUCUACUUCUUCCAUUGACAGUUGUUGGUCGUGACCCUGAUGGUGCGAAAAGAUCCGGCGAAGUUCUCAUAGUGCAACUUGAGCAGAGCAUCAACGGAGCCGAAAAGACGCUCGACUUCUCACCAGUCGUCGACAAAUUCCAUGAGGACUUCCGAAUUCAGGCGUGCAGUGUGCUCAUCGAUUUUCGCUAUUCGAUGUCAUUCCUCGCGCAGAUGAUCCUUGACAAUCGCGAAGCGGGCAACCUAAUAGACAUCCGCAUUAAAGAAGGCGAUUUCCGCGGAAACGAGCUCUCGCUUAUCGUUCAUGUCAAAGGAUUCGUGUUCGAUGACGACAUGAUCUUCGAUUUUGUUCCGGUGAACGGCGCUUAUAAGCUCAUCUACGUGACAAUUCUCACAUGUGAACCAUAA
Messenger RNA from Caenorhabditis bovis, 477 nucleotides. The record is from the annotation of a GenBank genome assembly. Lineage: Eukaryota; Metazoa; Nematoda; Chromadorea; Rhabditida; Rhabditidae.